Camellia sinensis is the source of this 1324-nucleotide messenger RNA. NCBI's taxonomy places the organism in Eukaryota, Viridiplantae, Streptophyta, Magnoliopsida, Ericales, Theaceae. The record is from RefSeq and is a predicted model, not a curated record.
UUGUGAAAAAUAAUGUAAGAUCAAGGCAAUUCUAUUCGACUUUGCAAAUCGAUAAGAAGAGGAUGGGUGAAAACAACAAAAAGGCACUGGGGGUGGUUGUCGGCUCAUUUAUUUUGGUUAUUAGUGUGUUAGCUUUGCUUGGAUUUGUCUUGUGGAACAAAAGUAGUAAUAAAGCAGCAAAAAAAGAAGAUGAGCUUGCUAUUGAAUUAUCCGGGGACAAUGAAUUCGAGGUAGGUACCGGACCAAAGAAGUUUUCAUAUGGUGAAUUAAUUCGCGCAACAAACUACUUUGCGGAGGAACAAAAGCUUGGAGAGGGAGGAUUUGGUGGGAUUUAUAGAGGUUUCUUGAGGGAAUCCAACCUCCACGUCGCUGUGAAGAGAAUAUCUAAGGAAUCAAAACAAGGAAUAAAGGAGUACUUAUCAAAAGUGAAGAUCAUUAGUCGGUUGAGGCAUAGAAAUUUGGUCCAACUACUUGGUUGGUGUCAUGAAAAAAGAGAAUUCUUACUUGUUUAUGAGGUCAUGGAAUAUGGAAGCUUAGAUUAUCAUCUCUUCAAAAAAAAAAGUUUCUUGACAUGGGCAAUAAGAUACAAAAUUGCUAAAGGCUUGGCCUCAGCAUUGCUCUAUCUACACGAAGAAUGUGAACAAUGUAUAGUGCACAGAGAUAUAAAAUCAAGCAAUGUCAGGUUGGAUUCAAAUUUCAAUCCUAAACUUGGGGAUUUUGGAUUAGCCAGGCUUGUUGACCACGAUAAAGGGUCACAAACAACAAUUUUGGCAGGAACAAUAGGUUACAUGGCACCAGAAUGCCUAGUUACAGGCAAAGCCAAUAAGGAAUCAGACGUCUUUAGUUUUGGAGUUGUGGCACUGGAAAUAGCAUGUGGAAGAAAACCCAUUAGCUUGAAGGUCCCAAAGAGUCAGAUGAGAAUGAUAGACUGGGUUUGGGACCUCUAUGGUACUAGUAGGCUUCUUGAGGCGUUAGAUUCGAAGAUAUGUGCUGAUUUCGUUCAAGAAGAAGUGGAAUGCUUGAUGAUUGUUGGGCUUUGGUGUGCUCACCCAGAUCACAAUCUCCGACCUUCAAUUAGGCAAGCAAUUCAUGUGCUUAAUUUUGAAGCUCCAUUGCCCAUUCUCCCUACCAAAAUGCCUGUGCCAACAUACUUUGCUCCUUCGAUGACUAGUUCUUCAUCUUUGGCUGCUUUAACAAAUGGCUCCACCGCAACUUCUGAUCCAUCUGCAUCGUAUUUGUAUACAUCAUCAAUAAGUUGAUUCAUAUAGUUUCUAGUACAAUAUUUUAAUGUAUUCGAGUUGAGUACUAGCAUAUUUUAAUGUUU